AUGAUGGCGCCAGAUAACCACACAGCAGAGCAGAUAGAACCUCUGCUACCGAGUGAUGCGGGCAGAGCUGACUAUGGAAUCGCGACAGACCGCCAGAUUGACCAGGAGACUCAGGAAGAGCCGGAGCACCAGGCGGAGAGAUGGAAUGAGCCUCGUAUCAAUGCCUGGAGGGUUUUGGCGACUUAUUACAGUUUCAUAGUCGUGGGUGCCAAUGAUGGUUCGUAUGGUGCUUUGAUUCCUUAUCUCCAAAAAUACUACAAUGCCGACUACGCCGCUGUAUCCGUAGUCUUCCUCUCCUCCUUCAUCGGCUACGCCACAGCGGCACUAAUCAACCACUCAAUACACGUCCGAUUCGGACAGCAUGGGGUCGCCAUUCUAGGAUGUGGUAUGCACAUUAUCGCCUAUCUCGCCGUUACCCGCCAUCCCCCGUAUCCCAUCUUGAUCGCCAUCUUCAUCCUGGCCGGUCUCGGAAAUGGCGUCAUUGAUGCCUCGUGGAAUGCCUGGAUCGGCGCAAUGGCAGACAGCAGCAUGGUGAUGGGUCUCUUGCACGCGUUUUAUGGUCUGGGCGCGGCCUUGGCGCCGUUGAUUGCAACUACGCUAUUCACUAAGAGCGGAUGGCAAUGGUAUGAAUUUUAUUAUAUCAUGGCGCUGGCAGGAGCCGUCGAGUUUGUGACUUCUGUCGUGGCAUUCUGGAACGCCAGGGGAGCAGCAGCCCAUGCUGUGGAAACUGCUCCCACAGACGAUGAGCAAAUACAAUCGCAGCAGCAAAAGAGUCCCACAGUCCAGGCUCUAGCACUGCCAUCCACAUGGAUCAUCAGCGCCUAUCUGUUCGUCUACGUCGGCAGCGAAGUCACAGUCGGGGGCUGGCUUUUCACCUUUCUCGUCGACCUUCGCCACACAGCUCCGUUCGCCGCUGGAAUUGCCAACUUCGCCUACUGGGCUGGUAUAACCGGCGGACGGGUGGUUCUCGGCUUCCUCACACCAUACCUCAAGAAGCAAAAGACUGCCGUAACGCUAUACCUAAUCGGCUGCGUCGCCGCACAGCUUAUUUUUUACACAGUCGACAACUUCGUCGCGUCCGCCGUCGCAGUCACAUGUCUGGGCUUCUUCCUCGGUCCGUUAUUCCCUGAAGCUGUUAUCGCGCAGACCAGGAUCCUCCCGAAACAUCUGCACGUCGCAGCGGUUGGAUUCGCGUGUGCGCUAGGCAGUGCGGGCGGCUGCACGUUUCCGUUCAUUACUGGUGCUAUCGCGAAAUCGCAGGGCAUUGGGGUUCUGCAGCCGAUGGUGUUGGUGAUGCUCUGUCUUUGUUUGGGACUGUGGUUGUCGCUGCCGACGAAGCCGCCGGCUGCUAGGAGGGCUGCGAAUGGAGCUGCUGUAUAA
This is a messenger RNA of Aspergillus chevalieri, 1380 nucleotides long. RefSeq lists its product as uncharacterized. Lineage: Eukaryota; Fungi; Ascomycota; Eurotiomycetes; Eurotiales; Aspergillaceae. Gene Ontology annotation, molecular function: transmembrane transporter activity. The record is from RefSeq and is a predicted model, not a curated record. The transcript has 3 exons. Gene Ontology annotation, biological process: transmembrane transport. Bases 1 to 1380 code for a protein of 459 amino acids. Gene Ontology annotation, cellular component: membrane.